Molecule: messenger RNA, 474 nt
Organism: Bolinopsis microptera
Lineage: Eukaryota; Metazoa; Ctenophora; Tentaculata; Lobata; Bolinopsidae
Product: DNA polymerase beta-like
Exons: 3
Coding region: 1-474 (157 amino acids)
Biological process (GO): double-strand break repair via nonhomologous end joining; base-excision repair
Molecular function (GO): DNA-directed DNA polymerase activity; DNA binding
Source: RefSeq, a predicted model, not a curated record
AUGAGCAAGAGAAAGUCCGAGGUAAGCUCUCCUCCGAAAGUAAAAAGAAAAGCACCUGAUGCUGGCAAUAAGAACGAGCAACUCUCCGAUAUGCUCAGCAAGCUCAGUGAUUUCGAGAAGAACGUUUCAAAUAACGUGUUUAAAGCAAAGGCGUAUAAAAAGGCAGCUCACUCGUUGGCGGGUUUAGAUUACACAAUAUCGAGUGGAAGUGAAGCGACAAAGCUUCCUGGUAUCGGCAAGAAAAUCGGUGAGAAGAUUGAUGAGUUCAUUGCGACUGGAAAAUUGAAGAAAAUUGAAAAAAUAGAUAAAGACGAGACAUCUACCGCAAUAUCCCUGCUAACUCGAGUAAACGGUAUAGGGCCUGUAGCCGCUAGGGCCAUGGUAGAAAAGGGUGUUACUUCUUUAGAAGACCUGAAGAAGAUAAAAGAUACCUUGUCUCAUGCUCAGCAGAUUGGACUCAAAUAUUUCCAGUAA